UGAGUGUGUGUGUGUGUGUGAGAGAGAAACACACCUCAGUGUUUCUCUCUCGUAUAAUACGGCAGCAGCAGGUAAAAGCUUCACAGAUUUAGGAACAAUAAUCCAUUUUGCUGCAUUGCUACUGCAAUGCAACACCCGCUUUGUCUUGUUCAGGGAUGCUCCCCCUGUGUGUGUCUGUGUGUGUGUGUGUACAAAUAUUUAAUGGGGACACAUGAAAGGGCGAUUGUCUCGUCUCCUGUCAGAGGUUGAAUGAUGGAAAGAAGAGAGAAAGCAACGAGACAUUUCUUCUUCUCAUUUAUCAUCUUCUCCACCUCCUCUGACCUCCGCGGAGAAGUUGCUUCGUUCUGGGUUUUUUUUCUCUUACGAUCGUCUCUGAUUCACAUCCUGCUCGUUUCGUCUCUCCACUUCCUGCUCAAACCAUGAAUGCGAUGGCUGACGCGGCAGGUGGUGGAGACCAAACACACGGUUGAAAGAGAGAAAAGUGUACUAUGAAGUAUCAGAAGACACAAAUAUAAAGACUCAUCAUGAUAAUCCUUACCUGCUAUAAGUAAUCUAUUCACACCUCAUGGACCAAUCAGCAUGAGACUCCUCAACAACGCUGUGCCGUUGCUCCUCCCCCUCCUUCAUGGCCCGCCCCUCCCCGUGCUCCAUCGCGGCUGCCUGUCAACACUCUCACCCAAUCGCGGCGCAGCAUCGCGCAGACGCCUCAGCACGGAUGGCCCCGCCCCUCAAGCCCUGAUUGGUCGGGACUCGGUGGAGGUGUUGGGCCACACCUACAGCCGCGACGACUUCACCAACGUUGCGCCGAGCGUCUUGGCGAAGGUCGGCCGCAACCUCCACAACCAAACCCACCAUCCCGUGUGGCUGAUGAAGGAGCGGAUCAAAGCUCACUUCUACAGCGCUUACGUCGGUCGCUGGGGCAACCCUCUGUUCUCCGUCCAUGACAACCUGAGCCCCGUGGUUACCGUGGAGCAGAACUUCGACAGCCUGCUGAUCCCGCCCGACCAUCCCAGCAGGAAGCGAGGAGACAACUACUACCUGAACAGGAGAAUGAUGCUUCGCGCUCACACCUCCGCCCACCAGAGGGAGCUGGUGAGCUCCGGCCUCGACGCCUUCUUAUUGGCCGGAGACGUCUACCGGCGGGACGAGAUCGACGCCAGCCACUACCCCGUCUUCCACCAGAUGGAGGGGGUCCGACUCUUCUCCAACCACGAGCUGUUCUCGGGGGUGCAGCACGGGGAAGAGCUGUCCCUGUUUGAGGCCGGAGGCCGGCGGUCGCCUCACAAACAGGAAACUCACUCUCUGGAGGCUGUGAAGCUGCUGGAGUUCAACCUGAAGACCACUCUGGCUCGACUCGUCACUCACCUGUUUGGACAAGAGCUGGAGGUGCGGUGGGUCGACUGUUACUUCCCCUUCACUCACCCCUCCUUUGAGCUGGAGGUGCGUUUCCAGGGCGACUGGAUGGAGGUGCUGGGCUGUGGAGUGAUGGAGCAGGAGCUGCUGACCUCAGGUCAGCACACACACACACGCUGUCGCUGCCUCGAGCCCGUGAGCAAUGCAGCCCCCUAACCACUGCCCCCCCAG
This is a messenger RNA of Gasterosteus aculeatus aculeatus (three-spined stickleback), 1584 nucleotides long. The record is from RefSeq and is a predicted model, not a curated record. NCBI's taxonomy places the organism in Eukaryota, Metazoa, Chordata, Actinopteri, Perciformes, Gasterosteidae.